Acanthopagrus latus (yellowfin seabream) is the source of this 3894-nucleotide messenger RNA. RefSeq names its product neuronal PAS domain protein 4 like (gene npas4l). Gene Ontology annotation, molecular function: protein dimerization activity; DNA-binding transcription factor activity, RNA polymerase II-specific; RNA polymerase II transcription regulatory region sequence-specific DNA binding. The transcript has 10 exons. NCBI's taxonomy places the organism in Eukaryota, Metazoa, Chordata, Actinopteri, Spariformes, Sparidae. The coding region runs from base 840 to 3116 and encodes 758 amino acids. Gene Ontology annotation, biological process: regulation of transcription by RNA polymerase II. The record is from RefSeq and is a predicted model, not a curated record.
AUAAAUGAAUUUUGGUUACAUGCAUCUUGAGAUUAUUUUUACACAAAUUUUCUCCAAGUCAAUAACUAGAAAAGGAAUAAGCCCAAUAAGCUCAGUCUGUCCUUUGUAAGCCGAAGGAUAACCCAGCUAUAUAGAAGAACAUAAAUAAAUAAACAAACAAACAAACAAUACUUCAAAUACCUUAAAUAAUAAAUUGUAUUCCUCAAUGAUUUAACAUGUUGUUUAUUUAACUUUCCAAGACUUGAUUUGAUGCUCAGCAGAGAGCAACAAGUCCAUCCCACAGUUUGACACCCAAACACUGACACACAUCAUGUUAGAAUAAACCAGAAUAAACAGACAGGAACAUAAAACAUCCAGCUCAGGAUGAGCCAGAGGAGGAAGGAGAGCAGUGGGAUCACGUGACCUCGUGUCCACCGUUACAAGACAGAAACAUAUAUUAAUAAAGGAACAAUGGUGGGACGAGGCUUAAAUCGCUGUCUCAGUGAAUCUGGGUGUCUGUGUAGUGUGGAGAUCCUCCGCGACACUCCUGAAUCAUCAGGCUCCCUCUGCAUUAAUAACAUUUUCACAUCUUCGCCACUUAAACACGCCGAACCGGUUGUUGCGUUUAAUCCGGCGGGUUAUUUUUAGUGCUCACUUCACUAAAUAUAACCCGCCUCGAUCGUUUGUCAUCGCGUCACAACAUGUAACAUUAUCCCUCUUUUUUUUUUUUUUUUUUGUCUUCCCCACUGAGUUGGACGAGAGGUGUCGGGUUUGAGGCUAUAUAAAGGAGGGACGGACACCGGGGCGGGACACUCACCAUCCUGACCGGAGCCUGCAGAGUUGGCUUCAUCAGCGUCAAAAUGAGUAUUUGGUGCCACUCCUGCAAAUGUCACGUCUCCGCUCCGUGCACCUCUCACCAUCUGCCCGAAGAUCACCGCAGCUCCUUCUGCAGGAGGCACAGAUCCACCAAAGGAGCGUCCAAAGCCCGGCGGGACCACAUCAAUCACGAGAUCAGGAACAUGCGCGCCCUGCUGCCCGUCACCCAGGAGGACCAGGAGCGCCUCUCCUACCUGCACUCCAUGGCCGCCAUCUGCACCUACAUCAGGAAGUCUGUUCUCUUCCAGGGGCUCCCGGCUGGAGAGAGAUCACUCUGCUGUCUGCCGUACGAGGCCUUUCUCCAAGCCCUGCACGGCUUCAUCCUGGUCACCACCGCCCAGGGGAGGCUGGUGUAUGUGUCCGAAAACGUGUCAGAAUAUCUUGGAAUUUCGAUGAUAGACGUUCUUCAAGGGGACACUGUCUAUGACAUGGUGGAAAGCUCCGAUGUUGCUAUCGUUAAAUCAAACCUGGACACUGAAAACAACUCAUCAUCGGAGAGGAGCUUUAUAUGCUGCAUGCAAACCUCCAAGGCCUUCAAGCUGCAGCACGGCAGCUGCUGUUCCAUGCUGGUCAGAGGGAGCUUCCAGGCUUUCCCUCGGCCCGGCCCCGUCUCCUCCUCGCUCCGUCCCGCCAGCCAGCCUCUGUUCGUGGCACUCUGCACCCCCACAGUCAACCGCCUGCCGAGCUCCGACCCCAGCUUCUGUCGCAGCUUCACCAGCGUCCACGGACUUGAUAUGACCUUUACUCAGGCGUCAGACAGUGUUUUAUAUUUUUUGGGGUAUUCGGCAGAAGAAAUUACCGGCAGAUCGUGGUACGGUCUUGUCCACCCUGAGGAUCUUUCCUUGAGCGCAGAUUCUCACAGAAGUUUGAUGCAGGCAGAUGAGGGCCUCCGGGUAGAGACGGUGCUGAGGCUCCAGUGCAAGGAUCUGUCAUGGGCCUGGAUCUACACUCAAGCUAACAAAGGCCCCGAGUGCGAGGGCGUCAGCUGCACAAACUUCAUCAUCAGUGAAACAGAGGCCAGAUUCCUGAGGAAGAAAACCAGCAGCGAUGCCUUCAGACCAUCAUCUCGGACAAAUUCCUGCAAUUUCGCAGCUCAACAGGCGCCCCGCAGUCAGAGUUACAGCAGCGGUAAAUGCUUUAAAAGGCAGAGGAUGUCUGACAGCCAGAGCGAGGAGUCGCCAGCUGCCAGAGCCAGGAUGGACUCCGAGCAAGAUAUAUACUAUGUGGCGUGCGCCUCCUCUCAAGGCGAUGGCUCACCUGUUCCCCUGGGUGACAGCCACGCUUUCUUCACCCCUCCCUACAGCCCGGCCUCCCCCUCCAGCUCCCCUCUGCAGCAGGAGGAGCUCAGCCAUGACCUCCUGAUGGAUGUGCAUGGAUACACAGAUCAGCUGAUGUCCUCCCCUGAGGGCUCUCCCUCCUAUUACUCCUACCCAGAGGCAGGGCUCACCUGUCACCAGUCUCCCUCCGACUCCCUCCCUGCAGCCGCAGCUGAGCAAACCUUUGACCAGGCAGCCCUUGGCGCGCUCACUCGCUCUUCGCUCUCAUCCUCCUCACCCACCUAUGAUUUCCAAGCUUGUAAAUCCGAUGCUCGAUUAGUUCCAGACUGCCUGUCUGUGUCCGACAUGUGUGAGGGUCCGGUGGACUGUGCUCUGCAUCAAGACGACUUCGGCCUUCUGGAGCAGCCACAAGAGGGCGGCCUUGUCCAAGCGCAUCAUGUUCCCCACCACGUGUUGCCCGUUCCCUCCAGUCUUCUCACACCCAACCAGUCUCCCGCAUCCACAGAGUCCGGCCACUACAGCGAGCGGGAACAGGCAGAGAUCAGUAUCCUGGCGCAGCAGAUCUCCUCGCUGGCCAGCAACUUUGCCAUGUAUCACAGCCUGAACCCAACACAACCCGGGUUAGGGGUAGGGACCACCGUUCCUCCUGCCUGUGACUGGCCCCGUCACCCUCCUCCUCUUAAGCGUGAGCUGGACCUCGACGACUGUGUGUUCGACAGCAUCCUCAAAGACCUGGACAUGGUCACAAGGAAAAGCAGCUUGGCCGAGCCUGCCGCUGCAGCGUGCAGCUACCAGCAGGGCUUGUUGGGCAGCAGGAGUGGGUCCCAGCAGUUGGAGCAGGAGCUGACCAUCCCAGACGAGACGCUCCCAGUCAUGGACGCCUUCAGUCUGCAGUUGGGACGUCAUGACCAAAUAACUGGGUUGCAUCAACUCAACCACUAUAUGCAGAGUGGCCUUCAGCAAGAUGAAGUAAACCUGUACUGAAAUAAGUCCGUGACUUACUGUACAACCACUUGUAUGACAUAUUGUCAGGGCAAUCUUCCAUCGCUGGACUCAAAGAGGAAUGUGAGCAACGACAUUUAAAGGACAACUUUGCUCAGACAGUGUUUCCCCCAAAUGACUUAUCUCUGAAUGUAGAACAGAAUGUAAAGUAGAAUAAGACCGCAGCUUUGUCUUCAUUUCUCAACACUGCUGUCGACCGUCUCCUCUGUUUCGCUGAUGUCUUCUAUUUUAUGAAAAGGGUACUUUUUUAAAAAAUGUGUCCGACCGACAGCGGAGGUAUAUUUUUCUUCUAAUGCUGAGUGACCACAGUUUACUAUUGAGCACUUUAUCAAUGUCAUCGCCACAAGAAUUUUAUAAAUGAGGUGUGCUGAUUUAAAGGAAGAAUACCUAGAUUUAAGAUGAGCUUUAACACAAAAAUCAUUCCUUGUAACAAAGAGCCAUUUGUAAACAUUUGGUUUUUAGGUGCCUUGAAAACAUGUAGGGGAGACGUAUCAGUUCCCUCUCUGGUCUCAUUGUUCUCAGUGUGCCAUAAAUACAUUAAUCAUGCUGUUACGAAUGAUAGUCAGCAAGAAACUGAUGAUUGUUACAGAAACACCUACCUCAACAGUACAUCUUAACACAUUCCGCGUCUUAUUAGUUAAUUAUAUUUAUUUUGAGCACACUAACUUCUUUCUCUCACUUAACUGUGUUAAAAAUGUUUUACUUUGCCACAAUGUGAAUCUUAAACUUAUGUUUAUUCAUUCCAAAUGUCUUUUUUUUU